Molecule: messenger RNA, 1195 nt
Organism: Anopheles moucheti
Lineage: Eukaryota; Metazoa; Arthropoda; Insecta; Diptera; Culicidae
Product: thymidylate synthase
Exons: 3
Coding region: 69-986 (305 amino acids)
Biological process (GO): dTMP biosynthetic process
Cellular component (GO): cytosol; mitochondrion
Molecular function (GO): thymidylate synthase activity
Source: RefSeq, a predicted model, not a curated record
AAAGCGAACACAAACACGCCUGUGGUGUUUCAAAAAGCAGCGUAAAAACAAGAAAUAACGUGUGAAUUAUGGAAAGUGAGAAUGGGAAUGUAGCUGUUAUGGACUGCGAAAGUCAGUGCAAUGCGGAGGAGCAAGCAUAUUUGCAGUUGAUUCGGGAUAUUAUCGAUAAAGGAAGCAAGCGGCUCGAUCGGACAGGCGUCGGCACUUUGUCAAUAUUCGGCAGUCAAAUGCGAUUCAGUCUUCGGGAUGGAGUCAUUCCGCUGUUAACCACGAAAAAGGUAUUCUUUAGAGGCGUUGCUGAAGAACUGCUUUGGUUUAUCAAGGGUUCAACAAAUGCCAAGGAACUACAGGAUAAAGGGGUUCGUAUCUGGGAUGGCAACAGCACUCGCGAAUAUUUAGAUUCGUGCGGUUUUACAGAUCGAGAGGAAGGUGAUUUAGGUCCAGUUUACGGCUUUCAGUGGCGUCACUUUGGUGCAAAAUACAAAACAUGCCACGACGAUUAUGCCGGACAGGGAAUUGAUCAGCUGGCAGAAGUGAUAUACAAAAUAAAAAACAAUCCUUAUGAUCGUCGAAUCAUUAUGAGUGCUUGGAAUCCUUCCGAUAUUCCCAACAUGGCCCUACCGCCUUGUCACUGCUUGGCACAGUUUUUUGUUGGUGAUGGAGAGCUGUCUUGCCAGAUGUAUCAACGAUCGGCCGAUGUAGGCUUGGGUGUGCCGUUUAACAUUGCUAGCUACUCCUUGCUAACCCAUAUGAUCGCGCAUGUCACUGGUCUGAAGGCAGGAGAAUUUAUUCAUACUACUGGUGACACCCACAUUUAUCUGAACCAUGUCGAUGCUCUUCGCGAACAAAUAGAGAGGACCCCCAGUAAGUUUCCGUCUCUCGUAAUAAACCGUAAGGUAGAUUCAAUCGAUGAUUUUAAUUUUUCUGAUUUUGAGAUAGUGAAUUACAAUCCGCAAUCUGCUAUAAAAAUGAAAAUGGCAGUGUAAAGUUAACCUACAUUUCAAUUCCAUUACUAAAUUUUAAUAUCAUAUAAAUUUUCAUUCCUACGAAACCGUUUUAUUUUAUUUGUUAUUACUACGGUGCAAGAUUACACGACUUAACAUACGAUUACCAGUCAAAACUGCUUUUUUGUCUACAAUUCGGCGAACCAGGAUAUCUGAACGAAAUAUUCAAUAAAACGAAAUAUUCACAUGCA